GAGAGCGAUCCAGAAGCCUGCCAAGCGGAUCCUUCUCCUUCCUCCUCCUCCUCGCCCAGCGGAGUCAGGAUGCGGCCUCUCUGGGCGGCUUUGGCCGGCCUCUGCCUGGCGAUGAGUUACCUGCGAACAGGGGCUUUCGUCGUCCACCUGCAGGAGGACUGCUUCCUCUCGGACGGAGGUCGCGCCCUCUGGUUCAACUGGACGGUGGCCUUCAACAAGAUCCCCUUCAUCUGCUUCGACGGAUCCAGCGGGAGCUUCGUGCCCUGCGGCCUGGGCGCCUACGACCCCUGGGACCAGCUGGCCGCCGUCUUCUCGGACCACCUGAAUGACGUCCUGGGGGCGCAGAUGAAGGAGGAGGCCCAGCGCUGCCAGGGCCAGGUCCACUCGCUGUGGGGACCCGCGGCGCUCAGGCAGACUCCCCCAAAGGUCCGGGUAUUCCCUGUCACCCCUCAGAACACCCCAGUGUCCACCAUGUUGGCGUGUGUCGUGUGGGGCUUCUACCCCCAAGACGUGACCGUCACCUGGCUGUGGAACGGGGCCCCCCUGAAGAACGAGACGGGCCCGGUGCCAAUGGCCUCCAGCAACGGGGACUGGACCUACCAAACUCUGCGGACCCUCCCCGUGGACCCCCAGCAGGGAGGCACCUACACCUGCCACGUGACCCACGCGAGCCUGAAUGAGCCCCUCACCAAGGACUGGGCACCAGGCCUGGCUCCGGACCUCCGGUGGAAAGUAGGGGUCUCGGUGGCCAUGCUGGGGGUCGGCAUCCUUCUCCUUGCCGUGGGUACCGUCCUUUGGAAGAGGAGAGACCCCGAAGGCUACGUCCCCAUUGAUGGCAGCACCUACCCAGAUGGUCGCUAGCCUGACUCUGAAUGAUGCCUCUCUCCCCAAACUCCCUCGCCUGCGAUUUCAUCCUGACUCCAUUUUUGGAGACCCCAAACUAUCAAAAGGGAAGCCACCAACCCUGGCCUUGCUGCUGCUUCAGAGACCCUCCGGAGACCCCCACCCACCCAUCCACCGGAAGCCCCAAA
Molecule: messenger RNA, 1031 nt
Organism: Lacerta agilis (Sand lizard)
Lineage: Eukaryota; Metazoa; Chordata; Lepidosauria; Squamata; Lacertidae
Product: class II histocompatibility antigen, M beta 1 chain
Exons: 6
Coding region: 70-861 (263 amino acids)
Biological process (GO): immune response; peptide antigen assembly with MHC class II protein complex; antigen processing and presentation of exogenous peptide antigen via MHC class II
Cellular component (GO): MHC class II protein complex; membrane
Molecular function (GO): MHC class II protein complex binding
Source: RefSeq, a predicted model, not a curated record